AGUUCGCAGGUUUCUGUGGGUGUAUCAUGGAGCUUCACCUGUGUGUUUCCCAUAAUGUGGAGCAGAAUUCAGCAGGAGAGGUUCUUGUCUUGGCUCUGAGCACUUCAGUGAAGUGACGUGGCAGAGCAUCACUGACUAACAAGUAUGACUAAAAGUACAAAUCAAAAGAGAGAGAAUGCAUGAGCUGGCAAGCAUGAAUUUUGAUGCUGAUCAUCACUUUGUGGUCUGAUCUGAAGAGGUGUCUAAAUCUGGCACAAAGUAGAACAUAAAGGAGACUACAGACAGGUCGCAGUAAAUGUUCCAUAAUUGUUUCUAUGUGUAAUCCUGCUUUUCCUCUUUGUUUACAGUUAGAGCUAAUUUAGACUCUUGUAAGUUCCUCCCAGCAGGGGCAUGUCAUCUUUGCGUCCCAGCUGAUGGGAACACUUAUGUUCUUUAUAAAUAGACUAGUGAAGCUGGUAGGAGCAAAAAUGCCUCUCAGGAUGCUGCCAGAGCCUGGGCUUGAAGGCAGCAAACUGUCUCCAAAUUGAACCUCUAAAGGGAAUCACUGAUAUAUGAAGAUGAAACCAUGAAGAGAAAGCAGAACGAAUAAUAAUGCUUUUCCGAAACCGUUUUCUGUUCUUGCUGGCUUUGGCAGCCUUAUUAGCCUUUUUGAGCCUCAGUCUACAAUUCUUGCAUUUAAUCCCAGUGAACUCCGUCAGGGAAGAUGGGUUGAGCACUAAGAGCCGAAAGAGAAUAAUGCCUGGUUUGCUGACUGAGCCUCCUGCAAUAGAUCCUGUUUAUGAAGCACAUGUUUACUGCAACAUUCCCACCAUUGCAGAGCGCAGCAUGGAAGGGCAUGCACCUCACUAUUUUAAGCUAGUGUCAGUUCAAGUGUUGAUUCGACAUGGUGACAGGUAUCCUCUAUAUGCCAUUCCCAAGACGAAGAGACCUGACAUUGACUGUAUGCUGCAGCCUAACAGGAAACCUUCUCAUCCUCAGCUUGAAGCUUUCAUUAAACAUAUGUCAAAAGGCUCUGCAGCCCAGAUGGGUGGUUCCCUAAGCAGCCUGCCUCGCUACCCUAGCCAUUCUUUGUGUGAAAUGGGAGAGCUAACACAGACAGGGGUUGUGCAACACUUGAAAAAUGGACAACUAUUGCGAGAUAUUUAUAUAAACAAACAUAAACUGCUUCUGAGUGACUGGACAGCAAAACAGCUUUACUUGGAGACAACAGGAAAAAGUCGAACCCUGCAGAGUGCUUUGGCACUGCUCUACACUUUUUUGCCAGAUUUUGACUGGAAGAAAAUUAACAUCAGACAUCAGUGGAGCACCAUUUUUUGCUCUGGAAGCUGCAACUGUCCUAUGCGAAACCACUACCUGGAAGAGGAACAGCGCAGACAGUACAGUUUGCGGGUGAAAAACAAUGACUUAGAGAAAAUAUAUGUGGAUAUGGCAAAGAUUGUAGGCAUUCCCACCAGGCAGUUGAGAGCUUCUAACCCAAUAGAUUCUCUCUUGUGCUAUUUUUGCCACAAUGUCAGUUUUCCAUGUACCAAAACUGGCUGCAUUGAUAUGGAACACUUCAAAGUGAUCAAAAGACAUCAGUUGGAGGAUGAGAGAGAAAGACAGGAAAAGAAACUUUAUUUCUUGUAUGCACUAUUGGCUACGCAUCCUCUUCUCAACCAGACUGUUAAUCGGCUGCAGCGUAUUGUAGAAGGCAAGAAAGAAGAAGUAUUUGUUCUUUACUCUGCACAUGAUGUCACAUUGUCACCUGUUCUCAGUGCCUUGGGCAUUACAGAUGCCAGAUUUCCUAGAUUUGCUGCCAGAUUAGUUUUUGAGCUGUGGCAGGAUGGGAAAAGACCCAAAGAUCACUUUAUCCGCAUCCUGUAUAAUGGCGCUGAUGUCACAUUCCAGACCUCAUUUUGUAGGGAUUAUUAUAAACAGUCCACAAAGCCAAUGUGCCCCCUAGAAAAGUUUGUCAAUUUUGUCAAGAGGGAUGUGUUCUUAAUUUUUAACAGCACUAGUUAUUACGAUGCAUGUCAUAGAAGACCACUGUAGGGAAGGAGAAUGGAAAGGAAGCAAUGUUAACUUGUGUAUCAGUGAAAGUCUGUAUUCUGGUUGAGGCGCAGUUCAGUUCUGUUAUUUCUUGUACUUGUAUGUGUAAGUACAAAAGGAUGUUGCUUGAAACAUUCUUCAGAUAGGUUUAUUUUUAUUCAGACUGCAGGUAGUCUCCAACAGAAGAACAAGUACUGAGGGGGUGUUACGUCUAUGUGUAUGCUCACAUGUGCCGUGUGAACUGUGAUGAUAAAUCACAUGGCUAUCGUAACCUGGAUAUCACUUGAUAAAGAGUGAGAAAGCAUAGACUUUGUUUCUCUGUACUCCAGAGCAAUACUUGGAUACCUUAAUUUUAAAACCAAACCCACAAUCUCAGUAAUUUUAAGCAGUUUGUAUCAUGGUCUUUAUGAAUUCCAGGCAUCUGUAUUAAAUCAUUUGUAAUGAAUUCUUGAACCUCCCUACUAAAAAUAAAGAAGCCUUGUAAUGUUUAGGGGCAGGUCUUUAAAGCAAAGUGCAUGUGUGUGUCUGUGCAUACUUAGCUGAGCAUGUACAAAGGAGCAUGUGCCUUUCUGACCUCAUAGACCUAUAAAUAUUUGGCUGUUGUUGCCAGUGCCAGAGAAGAGUGUACUGGAGAAUAGAUAAAAAACUCUAUUCUUUGAUCGCACUUUCAGCACUUUGAAUAGUUCAAACACAGUCUAGAAAUAUGUAAAGGUCUCACGACAUUAAAAUAGAUAGCAAACACUAAAAUUACCACUAAACCUGAGUGGGAAAUUAGGGUUAGAAAUCAGUUUUAUGGUGAAGUUGUGGGCUGUUUCCUGUUGUGAACGUGUUCAAGCUGCUCUGCUAUGGAACACAUCCGUGGUUUUGGAAUUUGAUGUAGUGACUGCUUGAGACAGAUUGACUAAACACUAAGAAAAUUUUGUAGUUGAUUUAGUAUUUUUAUGGACUAGGAAGUUCUUAUUUUGUAAGAUUAGACUUGUAUGUAUUGUACUGUGUAUAUUUAUAACACAGUAGAUUUUUUCUUACUUGUUUAGUUUGUAAAGAAUUGUGAAGCUCACUUUAGAUGUUUUUUCCCCUUGAUCGGGAUGUUUAGACUUAAGAAUAAACUGUCUUUCAUGGGUAACUUGAACAAUGAGUAGAUACGAAAACUUGUACUUCAGACUGCUUUCAUCUGUUUAGGAGUGGUAAAUUGAGAACCAAUUUUUAAUAGAACUCAUAGAAAUUUUUAUAAUGGUGGAAGUUUUUUAUGCUUCUAGAAAUAAUUUAGUCUGUGACUUGUGAUGCAAUGGUGCUAGUUUAUCAAAGAAAACACAACUCAGCGUAAGUUCUCUGACUACUGGCACAUUCCACUCUCUGUUUUCAAUGCUGCAUUUGAGAAUGUUUUUUUAAAUAAAAUUUUGGGGCCUGUUUGUAA
Molecule: messenger RNA, 3442 nt
Organism: Neopsephotus bourkii (Bourke's parrot)
Lineage: Eukaryota; Metazoa; Chordata; Aves; Psittaciformes; Psittacidae
Gene: PXYLP1
Product: 2-phosphoxylose phosphatase 1
Exons: 6
Coding region: 592-2031 (479 amino acids)
Biological process (GO): chondroitin sulfate proteoglycan biosynthetic process; glycosaminoglycan biosynthetic process; dephosphorylation
Cellular component (GO): Golgi apparatus
Molecular function (GO): phosphatase activity
Source: RefSeq, a predicted model, not a curated record